Messenger RNA from Rotaria sordida, 1845 nucleotides. The record is from the annotation of a GenBank genome assembly. NCBI's taxonomy places the organism in Eukaryota, Metazoa, Rotifera, Eurotatoria, Philodinida, Philodinidae.
AUGGAUUGGAAAUCCAAUAUUGUUUGUCAAUUAAAAGAUCACAAACAUCAAUGGAAUGUAUAUGAUGAAAUCAUAAAACAUUAUAAUCGUCUUUCGGACAAUAAUGUUGCUCUUCAAAUUCAAUGCGUUAAACUUGAAAAUGAUGUUAAUCAUUUACGUUUAGCUAAUGCUGGAUUAGAAAAAGCAUCAGAAGUUAGUCAAGGAUUAGCAAAUAUAAAUAGUAAAUUAACCGUAGCUAAUGAAGAAGUUGUUAUGCAUUUACGAGAAAAAGGUGAACUUGCACGAGAAGUUCUUCGACUUAAUCAUGCAUUAACAGAAGCCAAUGAAAAAUUAACUAAAGGAGAAAUCCAACUUCAACAAUAUAAAGAUGAAAGUAUUCUAUUAACUAGUAAAAUCGAAAAAUCUGAAUAUGAAGUUAAUGAACUUGUACAUAUAAAUCAAGUUCUUCGAGAUGAAUUUUUAGCUGUUCAAAAUCAAUUAGAGCAAUUACAAAUAGAGUAUAAUCGAAUAAAACCAUGUUGUCUCGAACUUGAACAAGAAUUAGAAAAAGAAAGAAGAAUAAGUAUACAACGUGAAAAUGAAUUAAUGGAAUGUAAAAAAGUUCAAUUGGAAAUGCUUAAUGCUGAAGUUGAACGAUAUAAUAAACGACCCCAACAACGUAAUGGAGUAGACACAAUGGAUGGUGAUAUUGUCUUAAUUUCAACUGACAAAAAUUUUAGCGAUCCACAUACUACAGAUCGUAGAAAUUCCAAUAAUUCAUCUACAAUUAAUUUUGAUACAAUGCCAAGUUCUUUCGAUGAAUCAAUGAGACAAGAGAGAAGAAAUACUGCAACUGGAGGAGGAAAUUUUUUUUCUAGUUUUAAACGUAUGUUUGGUACGGGAGGAGCAAAUAUUACAAGUGAUAGACUCUAUCGAACAUCAACAUUAUAUGUUUCAAGUUCUAUUCCAACACAUGAAGUUUAUCAUUGGGAUUGUACUGACUUAGAAGUUUAUACUAUGCUAUUUCAACCAUCUGGAUCAAUCUUAGCAACAGGAUGUAGUGAUAAAAUGGUUCAUCUAUGGGAAAUUCCAUCUGUAGGUCAACCAUAUAAAUAUUGUUCACUUCAUGGUAGUCAUGGAGCAAUCAAUGCACUUGAUUUUGACAAUGAAGGAGCUCGUCUGUUAGCUGGUUGUUCAGGUGAAAAAGCAUAUAUUUGGUCAUAUAGUGAUUAUCGAGUACUUCGAGAUACAUUUACUGGUCAUAAAGGUCUUAUAUAUACUUGUAAAUUUAUUUCUGGAACAAAAUUAGUAACAGGUAGUGCUGAUCGAUUAAUUAAAGUAUGGGAUUUACAAAAUCGACAAUGUACACGAACUUUAUUUGCCGGAUCUAAAUGUCAUGAUUUAGUAGUUACCGAUGCAACUGGUACAAUAAUAAGUGGACAUUUUAAUAAAAAAAUUUGUAUAUGGGAUGCAUUUACUGAUAAAUGUCGAACUGAAUUACAAUAUGAUGCAUUAAUUACAUCAUUAUAUUAUAAUGCUGAAAAACAUCAAUUAUUAGCAUGUUUUAGAGAUGAUACACUUAAAUUAAUUGAUUUAAGACAAAAUAAUGUUAUAUAUUCAUUUAGUCAUGAUGAUUUUCAAGUGAGUACAGAUACAAAUAAAGCUGUAUUAUCACCCGAUGGUCGUUAUGCAUGUGCUGGUUCUCAAGAUGGAUCUUUAUUUAUAUGGAAUACAACAAAUGGAAUUUGUGAAAAAGUUUUUAAUAAAAAACAUACAACAAUGGUUACUUCCGUAGCAUGGCAUCCCGAAGGAAGAUAUGUUGCAUCUUGUGAAAAACAUCGACGAGUAAUUCUUUGGAGUGAUUAA